AUGGCAAACCUACCUGCCAUUAAGCGGGCCACGACCGCCUUCGGGCAAGGCGUUUCGGAUAAUAAUGUGUACCAUAUGCAGCCUCGUAUCAACUUGCGAAGGGAUUUGAUCCCUGUUGAGACUCCCAUUGCACGUUCAUUGUGGACUGUUUUCAGGCGUGACAAAUCCUGCCACGACGGCUCGGAUUAUAACACCUGCGAGAAGGGAGUCAACACCAAUGUAACUAAUCUUGCCAUCAUUCUUGGUAUUGUAAUCCCCGUGGUUGUUGCCACUAUUGUACUCAUUUUUCUGCAUCGCCGAAAUGUUCGCCGCUUAAGACAGGAGGAUGCUCAAGAUCCCACCAAAGGCCUCGAUUUCGGCAUGGGCGAAGGCCCUGCCAAAACCAGCAAGCGAAAGAGUUUAUUUGGAAUAGGGGGAGAAAAGACAAGUCACAAGGGCAACCAAUUGUCUAUGGAUAUGAAUCUUUCAUCACCGUACCUUUUACCUCCCAAUAUUCAGCAAUCCCAUGACUCAGUACAUUCAUUGGCACGAACCUUCCCAAGCGACCAGGACCCAUAUCGUACUGUUGGCCAGUAUUCAAGUAGCGAUGCCGGUUCUAUCAAAUCUUUCAACCCCAAUGGAAGCCGGCAUGGCUCCAUGGCUUACAGUACCUCCGUUGGCGCCGCCGGGAGAAUGCCCCCUUCUCGUUCCGACUCGAUGCCGAAGACACCUGCAUCUCCCGCGGCCAGGUCUGAUCCUUUUGCCACGCCUACCGCUCCACAAUCCAUUCAUCAAUUCCCCCUACUGGAGGAUGCCAAAGAAGUUGUCCGCCCCAUGGAACCCGUUGUUCCCGAGAUCGGCACUGUUUCCUAUCCUGAUGAAAAGACCGGUGAGCCGCAGAUGCCAGACAUUCAGCCGCCGCCUUUAGCAGUGUCAAGAGACUCGCACUACGAGCUGCCGAAUUCUUCCUUGGAACAAGACAGACCCAUCCUGGCAGAGCUACCAGCGCGUUCGGAACGUGGCCCGAUUGGAAUGGCCCAUUCAGGCGUCGAUGGUUUCGACUUCCAAUCCCGAGAAUCUUAUCCGUCCGGACUGGGUCUGGACAUGGGCUUGCAAAACGUUUACUCAUCAGACGCGCCUCACGCUGUUGAUAACAUCCCUGGCCAAGCAUUAUCUCACGAUGACUAUGGUCACCCUGAGAUCCGUACCUCGCAGUACUAUGACGGUGAUUCUCUUGGGGCCCCUGCACCGGCAGAUGCUCCGGAACAAUCUAACGAUGCCCUGGGUGUUCCACAACAGCAAAUGAAACGACUCUCGGUUGGAUUCCGUCCUCUGCCACCGGAUGAGGUAAUGGAAUCUGAGGACCCGGAGUACAGAGCCAACCGUAUCCGAUCCUUUUAUAAGGAAUACUUUGACGAUAGGGAACCUGCACCCCCGUUGCCUGGAAGAGAAGCCGCUGGAUAUUAUGAAGACUAUGAUGCUGGUUACCUUGGGGAUGCUGCCUAUUACGAUGCAGAGACGAAUGCCUUCGUUAUGCCAUAUGCGCAGCCAGUGACUCGUCGCGCCAUGACGCCGCCACCUGCCGGGCGUUUCCGAGGCGGUCCUGGAGGACCUGGCCCCCGCGGUGAUCCUCGUGGUCCGGUGCGAGGUCCCCAUGGCUCUAUUGGUGGUAUGAGUCUCCAAGGAGGACCAAGGCGGCCUCGUGCUGGCUCUGCCUUUGGCCCAAGGCCCGGCUCGUCUGCUUCUGCCCAGAUGCGAGGACGCCCCCCGAAGAAGAACCUGCCUCCCCCAUCCGUGCUCCAUACUCUGCCAACACCUUCCAAACUCAAGGAUGAUAGCUUUGCAAUCUUUAAUGCAACUGAUUUCGCGCCUCCUGACUCGUUCAGAGAACAUGUCGCGGGCCGUAGUCAAAGCCCUAUGGGUGAAAGACGUGCAUACUCGCCUAAGGUGCCAGUUGCUUCCCCUCUGGUCACUUCCUUUGACGAGCUAUCGGUCCUGCCAAGCCCUCACAUGCUUCGCAAGUCAUCAACAUUCACGGGUCUGGAUUUCGCCCCCCCCAAGAAGUUCAAGGAUGCAGACACCAUGAGUGACGCAGGCAGCAUCAGAAGCAAUACAAGUGGCAUUUCUGCUGCUCAGCUGCAUGCUAUUCGCGGCGGAGCUGGACGUGUAAGUCGACUACCAGGCGACACCGUUUUUACGUCUGCCGCUUUGGAGGACACACUCAAACCUCAAUGGAGCAUGCGGCCUUGA
Messenger RNA from Metarhizium brunneum ARSEF 3297, 2229 nucleotides. RefSeq lists its product as uncharacterized. The record is from RefSeq and is a predicted model, not a curated record. NCBI's taxonomy places the organism in Eukaryota, Fungi, Ascomycota, Sordariomycetes, Hypocreales, Clavicipitaceae.